AUGAAAUUGAUUUAUCUCACUCUUUAUCUUAUUUUUCAAAAUGCAGAAACAAUGAAUUCUGUAGCAAAAUACAAUAUCACAUAAUUGGAUCAAUUAAAAUAGAAAUCAGUUAUUAGAGGUGAAUACAAAGAUGUUGCUCAAGAGUCAGCAGGAGCUAUUAUUUCUAAUGCCAGAAGUGUUGGAUUUAUUGGAGGCUUACAAAAUAGUAGCCCAUUAAGAAAUUCAAUUUAUUAUAUGAUAUCUGGAGGUUAUUGCUAUGUUGGAUUAUCUUAAUUCAUUAUAAUAGACUUACUCUAGACUUACGAGAUCAAUACGAUAAAAAUUUGGUUAUAUGAUAGAGACCCUACAUUUAUAAGAACUUAUGAUAUAUAGAUAUUUGCAUCAGGAUUAGGAAUAACUGAUUAAUUGAUUUAUGAGAGUAACAACUCCAAGAGUGUUACAAUCAUAAAGUUUUCAGAUACAUUGAUAAAAUAAAUAAAGAUUAAGAAUAGAAAUGGAAGUUCAUUAGAUUAGUGGUUAAUCAUUUUAAAAAUAUAAGCAUUUUAUGCUUUUUGA
Paramecium primaurelia is the source of this 555-nucleotide messenger RNA. The record is from the annotation of a GenBank genome assembly. Lineage: Eukaryota; Ciliophora; Oligohymenophorea; Peniculida; Parameciidae.